Cottoperca gobio is the source of this 1573-nucleotide messenger RNA. It is a transcript of the gene ufd1l, whose product is annotated as ubiquitin recognition factor in ER associated degradation 1. NCBI's taxonomy places the organism in Eukaryota, Metazoa, Chordata, Actinopteri, Perciformes, Bovichtidae. Gene Ontology annotation, biological process: ubiquitin-dependent protein catabolic process; ERAD pathway. Gene Ontology annotation, cellular component: VCP-NPL4-UFD1 AAA ATPase complex. The transcript is spliced from 12 exons. Bases 156 to 1088 code for a protein of 310 amino acids. The record is from RefSeq and is a predicted model, not a curated record. Gene Ontology annotation, molecular function: polyubiquitin modification-dependent protein binding.
UGUCGUCAUUUCCUGCAGUCAGCUCGAACACUUCCGGAAGAAGCGGAAGACAACAGUGGAAAGUCACAGCUCUUAAUGCUAACAUUUUUAAUAAGAAAACAGAAACAGACAUUGUGAUUUGAGUCGUUUGACAACCACAUACCUAAACUGUCGACAUGUUUUCCUUUCACGUAUUCGAGCACCCGCUGUCCCGGGGCUUUCAGAACCGCUUCUCCACUCAGUACCGCUGCUACUCGGUGUCCAUGCUGGCCGGUCCCAACGACCGCUCUGACGUGGAGAAAGGAGGCAAAAUAAUAAUGCCACCUUCAGCUCUCGACCAGCUAAGCAGGCUUAACAUCACCUAUCCAAUGCUGUUCAAGCUGACCAACAAGAACUCAGACAGAAUGACGCACUGUGGAGUACUGGAGUUUGUGGCAGACGAAGGAAUCUGCUACCUGCCACACUGGAUGAUGCAGAAUCUCCUGCUGGAGGAAGGAGGUCUGGUCCAAGUGGAAAGCGUUAACCUUAUGGUGGCCACUUACUCAAAGUUCCAGCCACAGAGCCCCGACUUCCUGGACAUUACAAACCCCAAGGCAGUACUGGAGAAUGCAUUGAGAAACUUUGCCUGCUUGACAACUGGUGAUGUCGUCGCUAUCAACUACAAUGAAAAGAUAUAUGAGCUGAGAGUAAUGGAGACCAAGCCAGAUAAAGCAGUGUCCAUCAUCGAGUGCGAUAUGAACGUGGAUUUUGAUGCUCCUUUGGGUUACAAAGAGCCUGAACGACGACCUCAGCACCAGGAAGAACCAACAGAGGAGGAAGCAGAUCCCACCAGCUACGCCGACAUGGAUCUGAGAUUCAGAGCUUUCACUGGCUCUGGAAAUCGUUUGGAUGGUAAAACAAAAGGGAUUGAGCCCAGCCCUGUCCCUCUUUGCCCAAGUGACAUGAAAAGAGGCAUUCCCAACUAUGAAUUCAAAGUUGGCAGGAUCACCUUCAUCAGAAACUCAAGGCCUCUGCCCAAGAAGUUUUUCGAUGAUGAUGAUGCCUUGAACAGAUUCAUCGCCUUCUCUGGAGAAGGACAGUCACUACGCAAAAAGGGAAGAAAGCCUUGAAGGAUUCCACGUGGAGAGACUGGCUAAUGUUUUCAGACUCACCAUAUCUAUUGUCACCUUCAACAGCAAAGUAAAGAACUGGUCUUCAAAUGCAUUGGGAUUUUGUCUCGCCGUCGCUUUGAAAUGGUUUUGCUGUUGAGUUGGGAUUAUAUGUAAUUAAUAUUUUGCUCAACAAAAGCUGAGCUCUGUAAAAUUCUUCCACAUGGAGUUUGUGGAAUAAAUAAUAAUAAAUUAUAUCACCACACCACAAACGCAAAGAAUAACUUGUGGAGUAUAGUUGUGAUAUUAGAUAAUUUCCCCCAUUUUUCCAUAAUUGUUGCAUUUUUACAAUUGACUUAAAAUAUACUGUUAUCCAGAGUCUGCUGAAAACAAUGUUUAUGGGUUUUUUUUGAGGAGUAGUUUGCAAUUUCUUCCCCCUUUUUUCUCUUUGUUUAUUUAUAGACAAUUAAAGGACAGUGUUUGAAAUGAAUAAAGUUUUGCUAACA